This is a messenger RNA of Thermothelomyces thermophilus ATCC 42464, 5141 nucleotides long. RefSeq lists its product as uncharacterized. Gene Ontology annotation, molecular function: ABC-type transporter activity; ATP hydrolysis activity; ATP binding. The record is from RefSeq and is a predicted model, not a curated record. Gene Ontology annotation, biological process: transmembrane transport. Gene Ontology annotation, cellular component: membrane. The coding region runs from base 390 to 4877 and encodes 1495 amino acids. The transcript has 3 exons. Lineage: Eukaryota; Fungi; Ascomycota; Sordariomycetes; Sordariales; Chaetomiaceae.
AACCCUGAUUAUUCCCGUUGAGCUGUUAGGUUUCCAUUCCUAGUCAAUCGCUCAUUCAGAGAGGCCCUGGGCGCAUUCGACUGGUUCCUAGGUUAUAUUUUUUUUCUUUCUUUUUCUCUCUUCCCCUCCAUUGUGAAGUUUCGAGCAAUUUCACCUUCCAGCCGCAUCGACAUCAGUGCCAGCGUCAUAAUUACCCUGUACAUCUGCAUUACGCGCCUCUUGCUGCCCCACCGCACAUCGCCAAGCUACGAACUGAAUCGAUUUCCCGAAUAAUACGCGCUUCUAUUUCUGGCAUUAUACCUGAGAUUUUGUUCCUGUGAGCCCAGUCACACGCCGACCACGCCGACCACGCCGGCCUCUCAUGAUCUCGUGGCUUGGGCCACUCUACCAUGGCGGACCCUUCCAAUGAGAAAGCAGUGGAAGCGGGAGCGUUUGAACCUCGGCCGGCCACAGAACCACCACCAUCUCGCGGGGCACCGCUCGCCGGAAACCAGGAGCAGGAAAGGCUGGAGGGCGAGGAUGGGCUCCGGAGGACGGAGACCGCCGUGGACAAGACCGAGGAUGCUGAGGGGAGACACGACCUGAACCGCCUGGGGACCACGGCUACCGCCACCAGCGUGACCAGUACCGCAGCAACAAACAGGCUGCCCGAGCAGAAGCCAUGGUACAAGCAGCCGAACCCUCUGAGAUGGGGUCGGAUCCCUCCGGUACCCAAGGAGAAGGAGGUGUGUCCGGAGUACAAGGCCGGCUUCUUCAGUUCACUGCUGUUCGCCUGGAUGGGACCCUUGAUGAACCGCGGGUACAAGCGCCCGCUCGAGUUCAACGACAUCUACAGCGUCAACCCGGACCGCGCCGUCGACCCCCUGACCGACAAGCUGCGGGCCGCCUUCAAGCGCCGCCUUGACGCCGGAGACAAGUACCCGCUGCUCUGGGCCAUCAACGAGACCUUCUUCUGGGAGUUCUGGUUCGGCGGCUUCUGCUCCCUCGCCUCUUCCGUCUUGCAGGUCUUGUCCCCAUUUGUGCUGCGAUUCCUGAUCCAGUUCGCCGCCGACGCAUAUGUCGCAAGCCUCAGGGGCCUUCCCACCCCCCACAUCGGCCGCGGCAUAGGCCUGGUCAUCGGCGUCACGUGUAUGCAGGUCCUGCAGAGUUUGGCGACCAACCACUUCAUCUACCGCGGCAUGCUCGUGGGUGGCAUGACGAGGGCUUCUCUGAUCAGUCUGAUCUACGAGAAGUCCAUGGUGAUUUCGGGACGUGCCAGGGCCGGGGGCGCAGAGCUCCCGGACAUACCCGCUGCCAAGGCGGCGGCAGAGCAGAGGAAGAAGGACAUGGCGCGUCAAGCAAAGAAGAGCAGGAAAGGCCCGGCGGGGAAGCCCCCGGGUGUCCCUGGCGACGGCGUCGGCUGGGACAACGGGAGGAUCAUGGCCUUGAUGAGUGUGGAUACCUACAGAAUAGACCAGGCAUUUGGUCUAUUCCACAUCGUCUGGGCGUCGCCCAUCGCGAUCCUCGUCACCCUGGCGCUACUCCUCGUCAACCUGACGUACAGCGCCCUCGCCGGCUUCGGCCUGCUGGUGAUUGUCGUGCCCCUUCUCUCCAAGGCCGUCAAGGGUUUGUUUGCUCGGAGAAGAGACAUCAAUAAAAUCACGGACCAGAGAGUGAGCCUUACGCAGGAAAUCCUGCAGUCAGUCCGGUUCGUCAAGUUCUUCGGGUGGGAGGAAUCCUUCCUGAAGCGUCUCGACGAAUUCAGGUCUCGCGAGAUCGGAGCCAUCCAGGUGGUGCUGGGCAUCCGCAAUGCCAUAAUGGCCAUCGGCGUCUCGUUGCCCAUCUUUGCCUCCAUGCUCUCCUUCAUCACCUACUCGCUCUCCCAUCACAAUCUCGCACCCGCCGAGGUGUUCUCCUCACUGGCCCUCUUCAACAGCCUGAGAAUGCCCCUGAACAUACUCCCCCUAGUCAUCGGCCAGGUCACCGACGCGAUGUCGUCAAUCACGCGUGUCCAAGAGUUCCUGAUUGCCGAGGAGCGCGAGGACGAAGCCAUCCACAAGCCCGACGCCACCCACGCAGUAGAGAUGCGCAAUGCUUCCUUCACGUGGGAGAGAACGCGGACACAGGAUAACGAGGGAACCAUUGCCGGGCCGGCGCCGGUCUCUGGCCCAACGCGAGAGAAGCCCGACAGCUCCAAGGCUGAUUCGUGCGAAGAAUCCAGCACCCUUGCGGAGGAGCAGGAGCCGUUCAAGCUUCAGGAUCUAAACUUUACGAUUGGUAGAAACGAGCUUGUUGCUGUCAUUGGCACCGUUGGCAGCGGCAAGACGUCCCUGCUCGCUGCUCUAGCCGGCGACAUGCGUCAGACGAGCGGCGAGGUCAUAUUGGGCGCCACCAGGUCCUUCUGCCCUCAGUACGCCUGGAUUCAGAACGCAACAGUCCAAGAGAACAUUCUUUUCGGCAAAGAGAUGGACAGGGAAUGGUAUUCCGAGGUUGUUAAAGCGUGCGCCUUGCAACCGGACUUGGACAUGCUGCCCAACAACGACAUGACGGAAAUCGGAGAGAGGGGCAUCACCAUCUCCGGAGGGCAAAAGCAGAGGUUGAACAUCGCUCGCGCCAUCUAUUUCGAUGCCGACAUAGUCCUGUUGGACGACCCUCUGAGCGCAGUCGACGCUCAUGUAGGCCGUCAUAUCUUCGACAAUGCCAUCCUCGGUCUGCUCAAAGACAAGUGCCGCAUCUUGGCGACGCAUCAACUCUGGGUUCUGAACCGCUGCGACCGUAUCAUCUGGAUGGAGGGUGGCAAGAUUCGGGCCAUCGACACUUUUGAUAACCUCAUGAGGGAUUCCGAAGGCUUCCGGCAACUGAUGGAGUCGACGGCCGUAGAAAAGAAGGACGAAGAGGACGCAGCCACCCAGGUACCUGGAGACAAGGGCCCUGCCAAGAAGAAGAAGCAGAAGAAGGGCGGCCUGAUGCAAGCCGAGGAACGCGCAGUAUCGAGCGUCCCCUGGUCGGUGUACGCUUCCUACAUCAAAGCGUCGGGCUCGUACCUGAAUGCUCCCCUUGUCCUCAGCCUCUUGAUCCUGUCACAGGGAGCCAACAUCGUCACGAGUCUGUGGUUGUCUUGGUGGACCUCGGACAAGUUCGGCUACAACAUGGGAACGUACAUUGGCGUCUACGCCGGCCUCGGCGCCGGUCAAGCGCUGAUUAUGUUCCUCUUCAUGAUAUCGCUCUCCGUGUUCAGCACAAGAGCAAGCAAAGGGAUGCUCCGUCAGGCCGUGACCAGGGUUCUGCGCGCUCCCAUGUCCUUCUUCGACACUACGCCCCUCGGCCGCAUCACGAACCGAUUCAGCCGCGACGUUGACGUCAUGGAUAACACCCUCGCGGAUGCGAUGCGCAUGUACUUCUUCAGCGUCGGCACCAUCCUCGCUGUCUUCAUUCUCAUCAUUGCUUAUUUCUACUACUUUGUCAUUGCUCUCGUGCCCUUGGUCAUCGUCUUCCUCUUUGCCACAAACUACUACCGUGCCUCGGCCCGCGAAAUCAAGCGCAUCGAGUCGAUUCACCGGUCGACCCUGUCUGCUAAGUUUUCCGAGGGCUUAUCCGGCAUCGCCUGUAUCAGGGCCUAUGGGCUAACAGGCCGAUUCAUUGCCGACAUUCGCAAGGCUAUCGAUAACGUGGACUCGGCUUACUUCCUCACUUACUCGAACCAGAGGUGGCUGUCGGUGCGGCUCGAUCUGAUAGGCAACUGCCUGGUCUUCACGACCGGUAUCCUAGUGGUGACGUCCCGAUUCUCGGUCGACCCGUCGAUCGGCGGCCUGGUCCUCUCGUAUAUCCUGGCCGUCGUCCAGAUGAUACAGUUUACUGUUCGCCAGUUCGCCGAAGUUGAGAACGGAAUGAACUCGGUAGAGCGUCUCCGCUACUAUGGCACCGAACUCGAGCAGGAAGCGCCUCUGAAGACGAUCGAGGUCCGAAAAUCCUGGCCGGAGAAGGGCGAGAUCACCUUUGACAACGUCGAGAUGCGGUAUCGCCCGGGCCUUCCGCUCGUAUUGCAAGGCCUUAGCAUGCACAUCCGGGGCGGUGAGCGCAUUGGCAUCGUCGGACGCACUGGCGCCGGCAAGAGUUCCAUCAUGUCCACCCUGUUCCGACUGGUAGAGCUCUCGGGCGGUCACAUCACCAUUGACGGGGUCGACAUCUCGACCAUUGGGCUGCAUGACCUCCGUUCCCGCCUCGCUAUCAUCCCCCAAGACCCGACCCUCUUCCGUGGAACGGUGCGGAGCAACCUCGACCCCUUUGGCGAGCACACCGACCUCGAACUGUGGUCCGCGCUGCGGCAAGCCGACUUGGUCUCGGACGACGCCGGGCCGAGCUCGGACUCGGAAGGGGUUUCUCCAUAUCGCGACGGCACUAACACGGCGGCCAAGGAGACCUCCCGCAUCCACCUCGACACGACUGUCGAGGAAGACGGGCUCAACUUUUCGCUCGGACAGCGCCAGCUGAUGGCGCUGGCGCGGGCCCUCGUGCGCGGCUCGCAGAUCAUCGUGUGCGACGAGGCCACGUCGAGCGUCGACAUGGAGACGGACGACAAGAUCCAGGCGACCAUCGCCACGGGCUUCCGCGGAAAGACGCUGCUGUGCAUUGCCCACCGGUUGCACACCAUCAUCGGGUACGAUCGCAUCUGCGUCAUGGACAAGGGCCGCAUCGCCGAGAUGGGUCCGCCGAUCGAGCUGUGGGAGAAUGAGGGGGGCAUCUUCAGGAGCAUGUGCGAGCGCAGCGGCAUCCGGGGGGAGGAUAUCCGCAACGCGAAGGCAGCUUUGGAAGGGCUGCUGAGGCGGGAUGCUGCACCCGCGACGGCGGCGGAGAUCGCUGGUGGUGAAGAGGUGAGGGAAGGGGAAGCAAACAGGUGAGAGCUGCGUAUGGUUUGGUCGCGUUGCGGAAAGAAUAAAAAAAGAAGGGGCAUCUGAACUAGUUUAACCUCUCGAGCGAUUUGAUAGACUUUUCUUGGCGUUGAAUACAUUGUACUCUCACCAUGCGAACGAUAGGGUAGAUAUCUUAAUUUGUGUGUUGUUGGAACUAUUCGAGCUAGCACUAGUUCUCGAAAAGAAGAGAAAAGAAAGUGAAGAAGAACACACACACACACACACACACACAAAAAAAAAAAAAAAAAAAAA